This is a messenger RNA of Penicillium macrosclerotiorum, 2190 nucleotides long. RefSeq names its product sorting nexin Mvp1 (gene mvp1). Bases 1 to 2190 code for a protein of 729 amino acids. The transcript has 5 exons. Gene Ontology annotation, biological process: retrograde transport, endosome to Golgi; protein targeting to vacuole. Gene Ontology annotation, cellular component: endosome. Gene Ontology annotation, molecular function: phosphatidylinositol-3-phosphate binding. The record is from RefSeq and is a predicted model, not a curated record. NCBI's taxonomy places the organism in Eukaryota, Fungi, Ascomycota, Eurotiomycetes, Eurotiales, Aspergillaceae.
AUGUCCCUCUUUGGUACAUCACCCGAGGAGCCCUCGGCAACCUCCGCUCAUCGGUCAAAGUCGUCACUCUUCGCAGACGAACCCGCCGGCUCUUCGUCGCUUUUCGCAGAUGACACCGGUGACGACAGCUCCUCCUCCCCCUGGAACCCGCAGAAUAACACUGCGAAACGAUCCGCGCGGCGCGACCUGGUCCGGACCCUACUUCCCGCCACCGAUGUACCGGAGAGCUACAUUGAUGCAUAUGAUCUGAUCCUGAAUAGCGGGGAUCGGGUCGGGUCCGGUGUCGGUCUGACGUCGAUCCGGGAGAUCCUCUCGAGCAGUGGUCUUACCGCAUCGGAUCAGGGUAAGAUCUUGAAUCUGGUUGUCUCCGGAGAUCACGAGAGCUUGAGUGGAUUGGGUCGCAGCGAAUUUAAUGUUUUGCUGGCAUUGGUUGGGCUUGCGCAGCAGGGAGAGGAUCUAUCCUUUGACUCGGUCGAUGACCACCGCAAGAAGCUCCCUCAACCCCACAGCGGCUUCCUUGACCGAUUGCGAACCUCGAACAACACUUCCUCUGGCGCCACACAUGAGCGACCUAUUACACCUCCGUCUCAACAAUCACCAUUGCAGGAGCCAAAUUCUGGGCGGUUUAGGCAAUCGAGGAGAGAGUCUUUGGGCGGGCCUGAAUCCGAUCCUUGGGGAAGUCCGGAAUUGCAUCGGAAUCAUAAUCAUGAACCCUUGAGCUCCGAACAACGUAUAAUCAACGGUUAUGGAAGCAUGCGCUCCACGACGAAUGCCUGGUCAGCCAGCACAAAGUUAGUGGAAGAGAGGAUCCAGGAGGAGGCAGUUCAACAGGGACAGAGUAAUGGCCGGACCGAAGGGGCGCCUCCUAGUAGCUCUGGUUCAGGAUGGGGAGGAAAUCAUGUUGGCACGCCUACUGAAGAAGCUGGAUUUGGGGCUGGACCUCGCCCAGCUCUCGGUGGCUUUGGUCCCCCCGGCGAUGAUCCUGGAGAUGUUGCGCCACGCCGAAGAUCGCUAGGCAUCUCCAGAACAACCAACCCACAAGUUGAAGAAACCGUUUCAAUCAACCUUCUUCCCGAGAAGGAGGGGAUGUUUAUGUUCCAACAUCGGAAUUAUGAAGUCAAGUCUACCCGGCGUGGCAGUACUGUUGUUCGCCGGUAUAGCGAUUUUGUCUGGCUUCUGGAUUGUCUCCAAAAACGAUUUCCCUUCCGCCAAUUGCCUCUUCUCCCUCCGAAGCGGGUCGCAGUGAAUGGUACUCACCUGUCAGCGGAUUCGAAUUCUUUUCUGGAGAAACGCCGCCGUGGACUCAUUAGGUUUACCAAUUCCCUUGUUCGACACCCCGUGCUGGGCCAGGAGCAGCUUGUGGUAAUGUUCCUGACUGUGCCUACGGAACUCUCAGUGUGGCGCAAACAGGCGACUAUCUCGGUUCAAGAUGAAUUUGCUGGUCGGGCCCUUCCUCCUGAUCUAGAAGACUCACUACCCCCAACACUUACCGAGACCUUCGACACUGUCCGUAGCGGUGUGAAGCGAUCCGCCGAAAUCUAUAUCAAUCUCUGCACUCUGGUCGAACGAUUAGCCAAACGAAAUGAUGGCUUGGCCGCUGAUCAUUUGCGAUUCUCUCUGGCCUUGCAGUCGCUUACUGAGGUUACGAAGGACACAUAUGCCAUCGACACUAAUGACAUUUUAUCCGUGAAUACCGGCAUUACCGCCACUGCCCGACAUCUCUCUGCUAGCCAAAGUCUGUUAGAGGAUGAGGCCCGGGCCUGGACCGAAGGCGUGUUGGAAGACCUCAAGCGACAACGGGACUGCCUGGUCAGUGUCCGCGAGAUGUUUGAUCGGCGGGACCGGUACGCGCGGAACAAUAUCCCGCAAUUGGAACGGCGCAUUGAGACCAAUGAGCGGAAGCUGCAGGAAUUGCGAACACGACCGUCGGGCACUGUCAAGCCCGGGGAGAUUGAAAAAGUGGAGGAUGCCAUUUUCAAGGACAAGGAAUCGAUUGUGCAGCAACAUGCCCGCGGGGUGUUCAUCCAGGAGUGUAUCCGUGAUGAACUGGUCCAUUUCCAGCAGAGCCAGUACCACAUCAGCCGGUUGCACCAGGACUGGAGUCAGGAGCGUGUUAAGUAUUCUGAAUUGCAUGCGGACAAUUGGCGGCGGCUCAGUGAUGAAGUCGAGGGGAUGCCGACCGGGGAAUAA